AUGCGGGGUGUGCAAAUCUUCUCGGGCACGUCCCACCCUGGCCUCACAGACACCAUCUGUGAACGGCUAGGAACAUCACCAGCUAAAGCAGACCUCGGUAAAUUUGCUAAUGGCGAGACUAGCGUCAACAUCGGCGUCUCAGUGCGAAACCAAGAUGUCUACAUUGUGCAGAGUGGAAGCAGCAAGAUCAAUGACAGUGUGAUGGAGCUUCUCAUUAUGAUCUCGGCGUGCAAGGGAGGCUCUGCCAAGUCGAUUACUGCGGUUAUGCCAUACUUUCCCUAUUCCCGUCAAUCAAAGAAGAAAAGUCAUCGGGGUGCCAUUACGGCCCGCAUGCUUGCCAAUUUGCUAUCCGUUGCUGGCGUCGAUCAUGUCAUUACGAUGGAUUUGCACGCGUCCCAGAUGCAGGGCUUUUUCGGCAAACCUGUCGACAACCUGUUCGCUGAACCGUUUAUCGCUCGCUGGAUCCGAAUGAACGUGGCAGGAUGGAAGGGUGCUGUGGUGGUGAGCAAGAAUGCUGGCGGUACUAAGCGGGUCACCUCGCUGGCCGACAACCUGAAGCUUAACUUUGGUAUUGUAACGACCGAUCGCCGCCGUCCAAAGGUUCCAGUGACUAUAUCUGAUAGCUCUGUUUUCUUCGAUGGCGAGAAUGAGGAGCCUCGACCUAACCGCCGACUUUUCGAGCUGCACCUGCAGCGACACCGGUCCACUUCCCUUAUCCCAGAGGAGACCGAGCCAGAGCCCGAGAACCUGCGCCCUGAGACUCCUCCGGCCGCCCGUCGUCCCUCGGAGCUGGAAGCAGCAUACGAGUAUAGCGAUGUCCGGGUGCAAGAUGUGAUCACCGGUCGUCUAAUCCAGGGCCAGCUGGUUGACGAUGAUUACGUCGGAUCAGACUUGGGUGGUGCCAGCACCCCAGGUAGUGCCGCUGGUGAUCACAUCGAGGUACCGGACGCCAUGAUGAAUUCCAUUAUCUCCACCACCUCGUCCGCACCUCCUGAUCAUGCUCUGGGCGGCUCAUUUGACGCUACCGAGUCUGAUGACGAGGGUAGUAUUGCUGGACCCGAACAUGAGAAAACCAUUACGCUGGUCGGUGAGGUUCGCGACCGCCCUGUGUUUAUCGUGGAUGACAUGAUCGACAAGAGUGGUUCUUGGAUCGCCGCUGCCGAGACAGCCGUGAAGCGUGGAGGAGCUCGCAAGAUCUACUGUAUCGCCACUCACGGUCUCUUCGGAGCUGAUUCCCUUGAUCAGAUGGAGGCAUGCUCUUCAAUUGAUUAUAUUGUCGUUACUAACACCUUCCCGAUCCCGCCGUCAUUGCUCGCCCGUUCCAAGAAGUUGAUUAUCAUUGAUGUCUCAUCCUUGCUAUCAGAGAGCAUUCGGCGGCACCACUAUGGAGAGAGCGUCUCCGCUCUUUUCCAACUUAACGAUUGA
This is a messenger RNA of Penicillium taxi, 1425 nucleotides long. RefSeq names its product ribose phosphate diphosphokinase subunit PRS1. The record is from RefSeq and is a predicted model, not a curated record. The transcript is spliced from 5 exons. Gene Ontology annotation, biological process: purine nucleotide biosynthetic process; 5-phosphoribose 1-diphosphate biosynthetic process; ribonucleoside monophosphate biosynthetic process. The coding region runs from base 1 to 1425 and encodes 474 amino acids. NCBI's taxonomy places the organism in Eukaryota, Fungi, Ascomycota, Eurotiomycetes, Eurotiales, Aspergillaceae. Gene Ontology annotation, molecular function: ribose phosphate diphosphokinase activity; magnesium ion binding. Gene Ontology annotation, cellular component: cytoplasm; ribose phosphate diphosphokinase complex.